AUGUUACCUUUACUCAUCGAAAAGCAAUUUGAAACAGGUUGUAUUCGAUAGUUACCACACCGCCUAUUCGAUAGCUGAUAACACUGGCCAAAAAGUGUACCAACAAAGAUCAGUUUGAGCCAUCUUCCGAGGAAACCAUAUUUGUUAAAUACCUUCGUUAAACUUGUAGCCAAGACAAACAUCCACUGGCCGGCACCUGGGCAAAGUUCAUAUUUCGUACAUAACAACAAUGCUGCAUACGAAUCUCUCGAGACUUUUGGCCAGCGGAGGCCCAAAAAGGUUGAUAUCCACCGUCAAUAAGCUGACCACGGUGGAGGUUAACGACAAGACCGGGAUCGCCAUUCUCACUAUGAACCGCCCACCCGUAAAUGGCCUCAACUUGGAGCUGCUGCAGGAUCUAAAGUCCUCCAUUGACGAAAUCGAAGGUAACAAGAGCAGAGGCCUCAUUUUGACAUCUUCCAGUCCUACAAUAUUCUCCGCUGGCCUGGACAUUCUGGAGAUGUACAAGCCAGAUAUGGACAGGUGUCGUGCAUUUUGGUCGCAGUUGCAGGAAACAUGGCUGGCACUCUAUGGCAGCAGUGUCCCGACGGCAGCCGCCAUCAACGGCCACUCCCCCGCCGGUGGAUGUCUAUUGGCCACGUCCUGCGAGUACCGAGUAAUGGUGCCAAAAUUUACAAUUGGGCUAAAUGAAACCCAGCUGGGUAUGAUUGCACCGCAGUGGUUUAUGUCCGCCUUCCUGAGUGUCCUGCCACAGCGAGAAGCAGAGCGAGCCCUGAAUCAAGGACGCAUGUUCACCACAGAAGAGGCCUUGAGGGUGGGUUUGAUUGAUGAGACUGCCAACAGCAAGGAGGAGGCCAUUGAAAAGUGCGCUGCCUUCAUUGGCACCUUUGCCAAGGUCAAUCCUCUGGCUCGAUCGCUGACCAAGCAGCAAUUCCGGGCAGCCGAUCUUCAGCAAUUGAAAAACGGACGCAAGGAGGAUCUGGAAAAGUUCCUGUUCACUGUUAGCCAGCCGGCGCUUCAAAAGGGUCUGGGUAUAUACCUCGAAGGUCUUAAGAAGAAGGUCAAGAAGCAAUAACUUCACUUGAUGGAUAAAUCCUUAAAUUUUGUAAUUUCUAUAAAAUGUAUUAUAUAUACUUUAUUAAAACCAACAACGAUACUGGCA
This is a messenger RNA of Drosophila kikkawai, 1162 nucleotides long. Its product is annotated as enoyl-CoA delta isomerase 1, mitochondrial-like. The record is from RefSeq and is a predicted model, not a curated record. Lineage: Eukaryota; Metazoa; Arthropoda; Insecta; Diptera; Drosophilidae. Gene Ontology annotation, biological process: fatty acid beta-oxidation. Gene Ontology annotation, cellular component: mitochondrion.